Cyprinodon tularosa is the source of this 5724-nucleotide messenger RNA. It is a transcript of the gene esrp1, whose product is annotated as epithelial splicing regulatory protein 1. Gene Ontology annotation, cellular component: ribonucleoprotein complex. The transcript is spliced from 16 exons. NCBI's taxonomy places the organism in Eukaryota, Metazoa, Chordata, Actinopteri, Cyprinodontiformes, Cyprinodontidae. The record is from RefSeq and is a predicted model, not a curated record. Gene Ontology annotation, molecular function: RNA binding. The coding region runs from base 218 to 2581 and encodes 787 amino acids.
GACCGAUCAGCCAUUACUCCGCGAUGGUGACAAGAGCAGGCCCUGAGAGGGAUCAAACUUUCUGGAUUUACUACGAUCAGCUUUUCGCUCAGGUGUCGCAAUAAAAUUGGUUGAUUCCUUCACGGUGUUUCAGCCUUAUAUAUAUCUCCCCGUUCUGUCCAUCAGAUCAGUGUAGUAUCACCUUAGUUUUUCUUUAUUGAGGCUCGUGUUCGUUUAGAUGACGGCGCAGGUAGACUACCUGGUGGUGGUUUUCACCGCCACAUCUGGAGCGAGCGGAGAGCUGCUGGGUUCUGACGAGAAGGAUCUAGUCCAGGUGGUCUGGCAGCUGGUCAAUGUGAACAACAAAACGUUGGGCAGGGUGAAUGAGCUCCUCAUUAGGUCUGACCUCUCAGACUCCACAGAGGAAAAAACUGAGGAAGAUGUUGUGGUUGAGGGCAAGGAGGAGGACGAGACUGCCUCCGGAGCAGACCGUGUCUACACAGCAACCAGUCUUGACAGUGGUAUAAACAUGUUCAAUCUGCAGCUGACAAAUGAGGUGAACAGUGCGGGCGCAGGCACGUCGUUCUGUUUGUGUACAGACGGGCAGCUCCACAUCCGUCAAGUGAUUCACCCUGAGGCCGCCAGCAAGAACAUCCUGGUCCCAGACUUUUUCUACUCCUUCUUCGACUUACGGAAGGAGUUCAAGAACCACUUCCCCACCUCUGACCUCAAGGUUCUGAAUGCACUCGUCAUGGCAGAGUCUCUAAGCAUACCUGUCGACAUGCCCACUGUGUGGGAUCCCACAGCCAAUCAGGAACCGCUGACGGUUCUCCCUGCGGAAGUAGCUGUCAAGCAGGUCCGGCUUAUGAGCAACAUCAUUCUCGCUUUGCUCUCUGAGCCAUACUGUCACAGAUUUUCUAACCCAGAGAGAGUUAGUGAGAGAUUUGAAAGUGGCACUUGCAGUAAAAUGGAGAAGGUGUGCGACAACACAGUGAUCAGAGCCAGAGGGUUGCCAUGGCAGUCUUCUGACCAGGACAUCGCUCGAUUCUUCAAAGGCCUCAACAUUGCCAAAGGAGGAGCUGCACUGUGUCUUAAUGCUCAGGGGAGGAGAAAUGGAGAAGCACUUGUACGUUUUGUCAGUGAAGAGCACAGAGACUUAGCCUUGCAGAGGCACAAACACCAUAUGGGCAACAGAUAUAUUGAGGUUUAUAAAGCAACAGGAGAAGACUUCCUGAAGAUAGCAGGAGGUACCUCUAAUGAGGUGGCAAUGUUUCUGUCCCGUGAGGACCAAAUCAUAGUAAGGAUGCGAGGGCUUCCCUUCAAUGCCACACAUGACGACGUGCUCAGAUUUUUCUCGCCAGAGGAUGAUUUGAAAGAGACAUGUCCCAUUAGCGGAGGGAAGGAAGGGAUCCUGUUUGUCCGCUACCCAGAUGGACGACCAACUGGAGAUGCUUUUGUGUUGUUUGCCUGUGAGGAACACGCUCAGUGCGCUCUGAGGAAACACAAGGAACUCCUGGGCAAGAGAUACAUUGAGUUGUUUAAAAGCACAGCAGCAGAGGUCCAACAGGUGUUGAACCGGUACUCCUCAGCCCCUCUGAUUCCUGUGGCACCACCCCCCCUGGUGUCGAUAAUGCCCUCAGUGCCUCUCCUGCCACCUCCCGGUAGUGUCAGGGACUGCCUCCGGCUGAGGGGCCUACCGUACACGGCGAGUAUCGAGGACAUUCUCACCUUUCUUGGGGAGUUUACACAAGAUGUCAGACAACAUGGCGUUCACAUGGUGCUAAACCAGCAGGGUCGCCCAUCAGGCGACUGCUUCAUCCAGAUGACUUCGGCUGAACGGGCACUCCAGGCAUCACAGCGGCUUCACAAGCAUGUCAUGUCCAGCCAACGUGGGGCCAACAGCCGCUAUGUGGAAGUGUUUCCCUGCAGUGCUGAAGAGAUGGGCCUGGUGCUGAUGGGAGGCUCGCUCUCACACACGCACACACACACACACAACCGGAGCAGGAGUGGGACAGGGCUCAGCCCGCCGCCAUGUAAGUCCAGACGCUUAUCUCCUCCAUCUUACUCCUUCACCCCGGUUCAACCAAUCCUUCCAACGGAUGCUGCUGCUGCAGCUGCUGCUGCUCUCUACCCUCCGAUCGGACAGGUUCUGCUGGCUCCUCGGCCCCUGCACCCAGGACAUGCUUACUAUCCUGCAUCAGCUCAACUGUACAUGAACUACACAGCCUACUACCCCAGUCCCCCUGGCUCACCCAACACGCUUGCUUUCUUCCCGGCUCAUUCUUCCAUGUCCUCCCCUGGAGGGUUGAUGCGAAUGCCAGGCCUGCCCUACAAUGGCAGCGGAGUUAAAGACAUCAUCAGUGCUGUUCAAGGAUACCAGUAUGCUCCAGAGGAUGCUCUCAUCCACGCUCAAGGGGCCGUGCACACUCACGACCCAGCUAGGACGUUGCUUACACAGCCCAAAGAAUGGGGUCCCAUGGAGUCUGUUUCUCUGCUAACCAACAGUCUCAUGGGUCAGACCAGCGCAGGAGAAACUUCUCUGAUGUCCCUUCCCCUCAUCACAAAGCCCGGAGGCCAGUUCCUGGAUCUGACCCUGCAGUAGCGUCGCACAAAAACAAGUAAUGCGUAUGUGACAAAUACUCGUUAGUUUGUGUUUCUUUUAUAAAUUGUCUUUUAGAAAUCUUAUUUAUAUUGUUAGUUUCAAAAAUUAAUGUAUUUUAUACCAAAUUUACUGCUGUCUUAGCGAAAAAAAUAGAUUUUUUUUUUAUAUUGCACAUUAUCUGUAUGUUAAAAAGCUUUAUAGAGAUUUUUUAACCUGUUAAGUUACUGUAAUCAUCAUACUUGCCAGCCAAACUAGAAAAGUAUAAUCUAGUAGCAACUGAGCUCAGACUUUUCUUCAAGUUUUUUUUUUUUUUCUGUGAAGAGUGAAAGGAACUGUGUGAAAGAGAUGUGAAUGUGAAUAUAAUGCAUGGUUAUUGCAAAUGUUUAUAUGCCUAUUGAGACAAGUACGCAGUGAUUGUACUGGAAGCUGUAGUGCAUGAAGAAAUUCUGUAGUAAAACUUAAGAUGUUUACAUGAUGCUAAAUACCAAUGCACUGCUAAGGAGUGAAAAUGUAAAGAGAAAUAAAAAAGCAGUAUGUUCUGAUGGCAAUGUUUGUCACAGCUGGUUCUGAUCUAGAAAAUAACAAAGGCACAAGAUUAACAGAUGACAUUGGUGGAAUUUUCAUAUGAUUGAAGUGAAACUUGUGAAACCAUAUCAUUGUAUUCUCUUCAAUAAAUGCAAGACAUGUGCAGGUACAUCUCAAUAAAUUAGAAUAUUAUUUUAAAAAAUCUGUAGUUUGGCUCAAAAAAAAAAAAAGAAAAAGACAUCAAUAUUCUAUAGAUAAUUUACUCACAGUGAUAUACAUCAAUUUUUGUUUAUUUUAAUGAUAAUGGUGGUAAGAAAUCCCUCAAUCUCUUGUUUAGAAAUCUUGAAUUUUACCAGCGACCAAUAAAAAACAAAAAAACAAAACAGAAAUGUUAAGUUCUGGCUUAGACUUCUUAAAUUCCCAACAAUAAUUCAGAAUUCCCAAAAAACAUUAUUGCUGAACAAGGUGGCUGAUCAAAUCAGUGCAUCUUAAUUUCAAAUUCAGUGGAAGGAAAAAGUGUGAUAGGAACUAACGUCUUGAAUUCAUUGUAAAACAAAGCCAAUUUAAAAAGUUUUUUUAUAGGGCUGGAGGUUACCACGAAAGAACUGUGGUUGUUUUCAAUGCUUUAAGAUAAACCACACACAUAUGCUCUCUGGACACGGGCUACAACUGACUCAUCUGUUGUGCCGGGACACUUUUCGGCCUGAUUCAUCAAAAACAUCUGUUCUGGAAUAAAUACAAAAUUGACUUAACUGUUUUACAGGCGAUUCAAACUAACUUCUCAGAAGCUGGCUGUUUAUUGUACUACGGUAUGCAUUUUAGAAUAUCAAAGGAAAACUUACUGGAAAAAAAACUGUUAGAAAAAAAGCUGAAACGAAAAGUAAAGCCUUGAGGAAACUGAGAUCCAAAAAUGACCCUAUGAAUAGAUAGAUAGAUAGAUAGAUAGAUAGAUAGAUAGAUAGAUAGAUAGAUAGAUAGAUAGAUAGAUAGAUAGAUAGAUAGAUAGAUAGAUAGAUAGAUAGAUAGAUAGAUAGAUAGAUAAAAAUAAAACAAUACAUGUAUAAAGUACAAUACAACUACAGUUAUCAAUAAGAUAGGACAUUUAAGGAGACAAGAAUACCAGCUUAGACUAGUAUCGGAUGGCGUUAAGCGUGGUGUCAGUAAGUGACAAGAUAAUAUCAUUGCCAGAUGCAUUUAUCCUACAGAUAAAACUAUGCAUUAACUUUCGUUAAAAAUGCAUAUAAGCUUGACUCGACAACAACAAUGACAAACAGCUCACUCACACUAGUCCAUCUUGGCCAUUUCAAAAGUACCAGAAAGCAUCCAUCCAUCCAUCCAUUAUCUUACACGCUUGUCCCAAUUGGGGUCGCGAGGGGUGCUGGUGCCUAUCUCCAGCAGUCUACCAGAAAGCAUCAAUAUACAAAAUAACACUGGAUUUUGGGUUUUCAUUAAGCCAUUAUCAUCAAAAUUUUUUUUUAAAUAUGUCUAAAAUAUGUCACUUAUGUAUACAAGUUUUCCGAUUAGACUAAAAUUACUGAUACAGAUUAUUUAUGGUGUUCUGUUUUAAUGGGAUGCACCUGUGUUGUGCUUUUACUGUGUCUAAAACUUGUGGAUAACGCAUUCAAUCUUGCUUCUACACUAAGGUUUGUAUAUCCUUAUCAAUGCCUGAUAGUCAUUGAAUCUUUAGUUUAGGCAGAAAUAAGUUUUAAAAACCAAGCACCACUGAGUUUAUUAGAAUCGCCAUAGUUACCUCCUCAGUACUGUUUUGUUUUUUUUCCCGCUGUAUCUGUCCUUUUUGAGGCAUCAGAACCAACAAUGUUAUGGCUGGGUCUGAAUCCAGCAUCAGACUUUCAUCAUCAACAGAAAUGUGUCAUCUCUCCUCCAAUGCUACACAUGCCAUCAUUUUAUUUUUAUUAAUGCCAGUGCUGUUCAUGUUCUUGUUCUUUUUUUUUUAACUCUUUCAACAUAUUUUUUGUACCUUAACCCCAACGUUUGCAUUCCUCCAGACAAUUGACUCAAAAGAAUGAUUCAAGCAGGUCCUUGUCUGAUUUCAUUACACUUUGUUCUCAUUAAUAUAUUCUUAUAGAUCUUUUCUUAUUUCCACCAUCUACUGUGACACUGGAAUAUGAUUGAACAAAGAGCAGAAAUCUGUUCACCAUUGUCUUCUUUAAGCUGGUCAUUUGUAUAUGUAUUUUUUAAAACACUGCUAACUGAAGGACAUGUUUGAUAUGUGUCUUACAAAUGUUGUCAUUUGUGCCAUGGAAAGUGCUUCUGUUUCUGUACAUGUGCCCACUCCAAAAGCAAUCUAGAAAUAAGUAAACAUUUCUUAAAUUAAGUGUAUUUACCCUUAAUUUGAGUAGGUAAAUAAGAAUAAUUAGUAUUUUUACUCUUAAAAUAAGAUAAUUAGUUAAUAUGCACUUGAGAUAAGACAAUGCUAUUCUUUUGUCUUAUUUUGAAUGUAAAUUGUCUUGUUCCAUUGGCAAAGUGUCUCACUUACCUCCUCAAUUCAAGAAAAAUAUGACUUAUUUUAACAACAGAUUACUUAUUUAGAUUGCAAUUGUUUUUGCAGUGUGGAAGUCCUGCCACAGACAUGCUGAAUAAAAUGACAAUAAACACAC